UCUCACCCAUUCUCUUAUAUGUAUAUGUGGGAUGUUUUAGGACUCAGUGGCCUUUGAGGAUGUUAAUGUGGAGUUCACCAAGGAGGAGUGGGCUUUCCUGGAUCCCACCCAGAAGAAACUCUACACAGAUGUGAUGCUGGAAACCUUCUGGAACCUGGCAUCAGUAGCAUGUAUUUUAGAAGAACAAUGUGACGACCAUGACAGUGAAGAUCAGUAUGAAAAUCAUUGGAUGCAUCUUAGUCAUAUGGUAGAGAGACUCUAUACAAGGAAGGAUGGUAGUCAAUGCAGAGAAAACUUCAGCCAGAUCCCCAAUAAUAAUGAAAAGAAGGAAAUUCCUGAAAUAAAACAACCUAAAUCCAGGUUGUGUAGGCAAAUCUUCAUACAUUAUUUAUCCUUGAAUAACCACCUGAGCUCUCACAUUGGACCCAAACUGUACCUGUGUCAGGAAUAUGAAGAAAAACGUUAUAAAUAUAAGGAAGCUGAGAAAGCUUUCAAGCCUCACCAACAUAUUCAGAGUCAUGAAGGCAGCCACUGCAAGAAAACUUUUCACUAUUCAACUUCCCUUAGAAAUCAUGAAAGAACACAUAUUCCUGGGAUACCGAAUGAGUGUGAGCAAUAUGGAAAAGGCUUUAGUCAUCUCACUUACUUUAAACUUCACAAAAAUACUCAUAGUGGAGAGAAACCGUGUCAAAGUAAGCAAUGUGGCAAAGCUUUCAGUUCUUUCAAGUACUCUGGAGAAAAUGAAAGACACACUGCAGAAAAGCCCUAUCAAUGUAAGAAAUCUGGAAUAGUUUUCAGUUCCACUUCUCUUAGAAGUCAGGAAAAAACACACUCUGGUGAGAAACCUUAUGAAUGUGGGAACGUCUUCAGUUGGCUCAGCUCUCUUGGAAAACAUAAAAGAA
This is a messenger RNA of Myotis lucifugus (little brown bat), 902 nucleotides long. Its product is annotated as zinc finger protein 14-like. The transcript is spliced from 3 exons. Gene Ontology annotation, cellular component: nucleus. Gene Ontology annotation, biological process: regulation of transcription by RNA polymerase II. The record is from RefSeq and is a predicted model, not a curated record. Lineage: Eukaryota; Metazoa; Chordata; Mammalia; Chiroptera; Vespertilionidae. Gene Ontology annotation, molecular function: DNA-binding transcription factor activity, RNA polymerase II-specific; RNA polymerase II transcription regulatory region sequence-specific DNA binding. The annotation marks the transcript as partial.